Aspergillus ibericus CBS 121593 is the source of this 3294-nucleotide messenger RNA. RefSeq names its product tRNA adenylyltransferase. Gene Ontology annotation, molecular function: RNA binding; ATP:3'-cytidine-cytidine-tRNA adenylyltransferase activity. Gene Ontology annotation, biological process: tRNA 3'-terminal CCA addition. The transcript has 7 exons. The coding region runs from base 1 to 3294 and encodes 1097 amino acids. Lineage: Eukaryota; Fungi; Ascomycota; Eurotiomycetes; Eurotiales; Aspergillaceae. The record is from RefSeq and is a predicted model, not a curated record.
AUGACACAACCCCUUCCCACCAUACAACUCACCCCACUUGAGAAUACACUGAAAACCCUCUUACUCGAUGUUGCGGAGUACAUACGUGAUAAGGCAAUUGCGGAAGGGCGGAGGGAUGCAGACCUCACGGUGCUACGAUUCACUGGAGGAUGGGUGCGGGACAAGUUGCUAGGUGUGGGCAGUAAUGAUGUCGAUGUCGGCAUCAAUAACAUGACGGGAUAUCAGUUUGGCUUGUUACUCAAGGAAUACAUGGAUAGACCAGAAAACCUGGACAAGUACAGGCAAAACCACCCCAAUGGCGAGUUUAAGCAUGCCAUUGCCAGUCUACACAAAAUUGAAGCGAACCCCGAGAAAUCUAAGCAUCUGGAGACGGUGACAACACGGAUCUUUGGCCUCGAUAUCGAUCUGGUUAAUUUGAGAAAAGAAACCUACUCAGAAGAUAGUCGGAACCCACAGAUGGAAUUUGGAACGGCCGAGGAAGACGCGAUGCGCCGCGAUGCGACGAUCAAUGCGCUUUUCUAUAAUCUGAACGAGUCCAAGGUUGAAGAUUUGACUGGCAGAGGCUUGGAUGACAUGCAGAAACAUAUCGUCCGUACCCCGAUGGAGCCAUACCAAACCUUCCAGGACGACCCGUUGCGCGUGUUGCGCCUGAUCCGGUUUGCCAGCCGACUGGGUUACAAUAUCGACCAGGAGACACAGCAGGCGAUGCGGAAUGACUAUAUUGGCGAGGCCCUCAAGCUCAAGAUUAGCAGAGAACGUGUGGGGAAGGAGAUGGAGAAAAUGCUUCAAGGUCCUGAUCCUCGCGGUGCACUGCAACUUAUCGAUAGUCUCGGGCUGUACCCAACCAUUUUUGCCAAUCACCAGGAUGACGCGCGGGCGGAUACCUCGUCAUGGCCCUUGGGGUACAAUGCACUGGAGAGGAUCUUUAAGCCUCGUGAUGACGACCCCAAGGCCAUCGUCCAACAUGUGCGCAAAUUCCUUAUACGUGACAAGCUCGAAACCUACUAUGCCUGGACGAUUGCAGCAUUUGCUCCAUGGUCAAGUGUACCGGCUCGCGUUGCGAAGGGCCCUAAGGCGAAACCUUUGCCUGCUCGGACAGCAGAAGUAGCUCGAGACAGCCUCCGAUCCGAUAAUAAGACGAUGGGAGUGAUUGGAGAUGCAGCAUAUAACUGGCAGGCCAUUACAGACGUCAAGAACUCUCUCCUUGAGGGAAGAAUGGACGGAACGGCAGCAGAGGUACGACAGCGGAUCGGACUGUACAUUCGCUCAUGGAAGAAGGACUGGAGGCUUUGUAUCCUCCUUGCCCUUCUCCAGGAGAUUAUGAAUGGAGGCGAUUUUAUCAAAGUGGUGCAAGCGUAUGACCGGUUCAUCUCCUACAUCGAAGAGCAGGACUUGCAGGAUGUAUAUGAGUUGAAGUCACUUGUCAACGGCAGCGAUAUUGUGAAGGCUUUCGGUUGCAAGCCUGGGCCCUGGAUGUCGAGAGCCACGGAUAUGGUGGUGAAAUGGCAGCUGUUGCAUCCGGAGAUUGCCGACAAGGGAAAGUCGAUGGAGGAGCUACGCACAGCGGCACGUGAGGCCCUCCACCGAGGUGAUGCUCGCAUCCCAGACUCGGUGCUCGCCAACAUCACCGUCCCUGGAGAACUGAGGGCUUUGUGGGAGAUAAUUUCUCCUCAGCAAAAGCUAAUAAAUGUGUCGGUUUCUGAAAACUUGUUCCUUGCCCGGGAAUUCCUGCGACUCCGCAGCUCCAAAGAACUAUCGGAGUCCGAUAAAGAUACAGCAAACCAUAUCUAUGCCUGGGCAAGUCGACUUGCUCUUCCAUAUGCAGUGUACGCAGACACAAUAGACGAGCAGAGCGAAAAGAAGGACGCUCUCGUUCGUGAGGAUAAGCUGAGAUCAUCACUAUCAAUAUCAGUGAUCGCAGAAUUGAACUGUUUCCUUCCAGUACCUAGAGCAGCUGAUGUGCCUGACAUCAUCCUCGCCCUGGCAAGCUUUACCUCUGAAGCAGACCCAUGGACAACAGAAGACUCUCGCACAACCUCGAUUGCAUUACUAGAGAGAUUCAGCACAGAUUCACGCUCCACCCCAGACACAUCCUUCUGGGCCGUCCUCGAAACUAUCCUGAAAGAGAGAAUCCGACCCCUCUUCACCAAGACCAGAAACCCGGCCAUCACAGCAGCAGGUCGCAAGGACUUCCACCCUGUCCCUCUGCCUCGAUUUGACACCAGCAUCCUCGAUCCCGAAUCCAAGCCAUGGCGAGCAUACGACGUCUACGCGACCACCGUUUUCUCCUGGAUCGUGAGCCAGUACCAGCCCACGGACAUCAAACGUCUUGAAUCCCACUUCCCCCUACUCGUCCCUCCAAUCCUCGCCCUCAUCGACGACGAGACCAUCCCGUACAAAACCCGCGGCUGCGCUCUCCUCACCCACCUCCUCCACCCCAUCCGAGCAACCCAAUCCACCAUUCUCCAACGAACCAACCUCUCCUCCGUCUUCUCCGACGCCAUCAAACCAUGCCUCCUAUCCCUCCCCACCAUAACCCCAGAAGACGACUCCAUCCGGAUCCUCUCAGUCGCCUACCCAGCACUCCGCCUCCUCUUCAAAACCAGCUACCUCACCCAACCCCCAUCCCAAUCCACAACAAACCUCAACCCCCCCUACCAAACACACCUCGCCAACCUCCUCCGCGAAAACCUCAUCCCCUCCUUCCACCACAUCAGUACCCUAACUCCCACAGACGACCAACAAACCACCCUCGCCUCCUUCCCACACCCGCGUCUCUCCACCCUCCUCUUAACCCAGAUCCACGACACAAUCUUCGACCUCUCCAUCCACACAACAAAAUACCUCCAGGAAAUUAUCCCCCUCAUUUACAAUACCCUCUCGAACCCAUUCGGAACCGCCCACCCACCAUUACUUCUUGCCGGCGUGGCCGUCACGAGAGCGGUGAUUCUGAACGCAUACCCGAGGAUCUGGGCCUGGAGGGGCGAGAUCGUGGCCGCGGCUUGUAAAUGCUGGCUUGGUGUGGAGGAUGAGAUUAGGGAACGGCAGAAUCGGGAUGGUAGUGAUGAGGGUGCUGUGUUAGAAAAGUUGAAAAUGGAGUUGAAGGGCGUGGUUUGUUUACUGCGCGUUGCGUUGGAGAAUCCGGAUGAGAAGUUGCGGGGGGAUGAGGACGUGAUGGAGGCGAAGGAGGCGUUUGAGAAGGAGAUUAGGGAGGUGGUUGAUGCUGAUGAGGCUUUGAGGGACUUGCUUUUGGGGGUGGUUGAUGGGGGGGAUGGGCGGUUUUUCGGGGUUUAG